ACAUAGGCGCAAUCAUAACUCUACUCUCCAGUAGCUGGUUAGCUUUGUCUAGGUUGUCUGGAAAAACCACCACAGCUUCGAUAGAGCAGUCCACAGCCUGACACAGUUCUAUGCCACGCCGGCAGCUGCCAACUAAACUGCUGCUGGACCCAUCAACACUUACACAGAAACACACCUCAACUGUAAAAGUAGAGAGAGAGAGAGAGAGAGAGAGAGAGAGAGAGAGACUUAAAUAACUUCAGAUCUGGUUGAUCAGGAGCAGAGGGUUCGGAUCUUGAAAGGAUCAUUUGGCUCAGUUUGGAACCAGACUGAUGGAGAUUUAAAGAUGGGAAACGUCCGCGCCAAAUCAUUGUUGCUGGGGAUUUCUCUUGGUCUGUUGGUCCUCUAUCUAAGUAAAGAAUUUUCUGCCAAAAGAGCCCUUUUGAUCCCCAAAACUGUGAGAGAGGAGAGCAGUGAAAUGAGAAGAUCCAUCAUGAACAUCUCCUACGUAUACUCCUUCCCAAGAUGCCAAAAAAACGCAUCUGCUGGAAAUGUGGAAGGCUUCAGCUCUCUUCCUCUUCUCAUUCAAGACUUUCUCUACCAUAAACACUGUCUACAUUUUCCACUGCUGCUGGACGUUCCUGACAAAUGCGGAGGAGCUGAUGAAUCUGCACAGGUCUUUCUUCUCCUGGUCAUUAAAAGCAUCCCUGAUAACUUUGAACGCAGAGAGGUACUGCGCAAAACCUGGGCUAAAGAGAGGCUGCACAAUGGUGUGCAGAUCCGGAGGAUCUUCCUCUUAGGAGCGACAGGUUCUGGUUUUGAAAGAGAGAGACAGAACAAACUUCUUGAACUGGAACAAAAUGAGUACAAUGACAUUCUUCAAUGGGACUUUAGAGACACGUUCUACAACCUCACUUUAAAGCAGGUACUCUUCCUAGAAUGGAUGGAUAGAAAUUGUCCGAAAGCUCGCUUCUUGCUAAAUGGUGAUGAUGACGUUUUUGCCAACACAGACAACAUGGUUGAGUAUCUCCAAGGCCUCAGGGACAAUGAUGGAAGCAAGCACCUCUUCAUCGGAAAUUUGGUCCAGUACUUAUGGACCAUUAGAUCACCAGGGAGCAAGUACUAUGUCCCAGUACAAGUGUAUGAGUCAAAUUUAUAUCCCCCUUAUUGUGGUGGUGGAGGCUUCCUCCUGUCGGGCUAUUCAGCUAUGGUCAUAUACAACAUGUCCAAGUCCAUCCCUUUUAUUCCUAUUGAUGAUGUUUACAUGGGGAUGUGUAUGGCCAAAGCAGGAUUAGGUCCAGCUCACCAUAUGGGUAUAAGGACAACAGGAAUGUACAUUCCCUCGCAUAAACUAGAUGAAUUUGAUCCCUGCUAUUAUAAAGAGAUUUUACUGGUGCACAGAUUCCUUCCAGCAGGCAUCUAUCUUAUGUGGCAAAGAAUAAAUGACCCCAAACUAAAAUGUGAAUCAGGGAAGAAAUCUUUUUGGUAGCAUUAAGCUCACUGGUGGUGUCAAUACCCUGUGAUCAAUUGACAGCAGGUAUAUGACACAGCCUAUAAUGUCACUGGUAGAGGUUUAACCUAAACCAGACAACAACAAAAAACAAUUCCAUUUAAUGAUGAUUGCGUCUGGCUGUGUGUUUUGUUGGUUUGUGUGACUAUGGGUUUAUGUUUUGAGUGGACUUGGUGUUGUAGUAUGUGACGUAUGUUAAGCGACGCAUUGUGAGUUAUUUACUAACGCCGGGUUCACAUCGGACGCUGAAGCGACGCCGAAGCGACGCUUAAGCUCAGCUACGCCUUAAAUAACAGCUGGCUCCCAUCCACUCCCAUGUUAAACCUUUGUGCGGGUCACACCGGAGGCUGAAGCGCCGCGCUGCACCAAGGCUGCCUAGCACAGUGCAGCGAUCGUUUCGGCGUCGAUUACAUUUUUGGCUCUUUGACGCGAGUGUAUCGCGCCAGGAAACACUCUGAAAAAUGAUUUUAAACGAUAUUGAUGACAUAUUUCAUAUGAUAUAAAUGAUAAAAUAUGCAUCCCAUAAUUUGAAGUCCCCUUCUGUUGUCCUGGACUUUUAAUUUUACCAAUGACAUUAUUAAAUGUCCCCCUCUGCCCAUCCACUACACCAGGGGUGUCCAAACUUUUUAUCCUGAGGGCCACAUACAGAAAAAAAUGUGAAAGUCUGGGCCAAUCACGCCGCCACGCCCCCCUGCGUGGCGCUACCUAGUGUCAAAACUGAGAAGUAAAAUACAGUGGGCCAUAGUCUGUUACAUUACAAUUAAUUUAGCUGACGCUUUUAGCACCGGACCGAUUCCCUCACGUGAGUGGAUCCUCACCUCCACUCCGGGAUAGUAUUUAGAAAGCUUCUUCAUUACUUGUAAGUGAUAUCCUGUGCGCUCUGUGCGCCUGAUGGCACACAGUCACGUUCACUGCAGCGAUGUGAUGAUACACGCACAGUGUUAGAAGAUACUAAUAAAACGUAUUAAUGACUCCGCUGUUAAAUGGAAUAUGAUUUUGAAGUUUUGUUUUAUAUAUUUUUUUUAAUUAAAAGGUUCGUGUGGAACAGAUGUGUCGCGCGAGCACAACCUAUCUGUUGGUUUUCUAAUUUUCAAGAUUAAACACUUGGAAGGAAAGGGUUAUUAUUAAUCAUUUGCGUGAAGGCCUUAUCUAGCUCAAACUACUUCUAUCUUUAUUCAUUUAGAGUUGAGUUAGACACAGACUAUAAGCUAAAAUAUUGAAAUCCUAACAGUUUUAAUGUAAAUGAAGUGGAUCAAUAAUCUUUUUCGUGCUGGAGUCUCCUGUGUCCUCAACACUCCUGCUGACCUGCUCUCACUCUCACAAAUAAACACCAACACUCAACUUCUGUGCAUUUAUUGUUUUACUAAUGUGUUGUAUGCACUGUAAAAAAGAAAAAGUUGAGAAAACGUAAAAUAUCAAGGCAACAUGAUGCAAGAGAUUUUUGAGUUUUCUCAACUUUUGCCUGCUGUUGUUGACUUAACUAAGGUUUUCAAGUUCUGCAAAGAAUUCUGCCAACUUGGAUCUUCUUGUUCACCUAAUUAGGAUAAUCAUGUGAGACUAAUAAAGAAAUUCUUGCUUGAAUGCCAUGUAUUUCUACCUUCACCAAACGCAGAUUUUUUUGUUGAAUUAAUAAACAAUUAUGCCCCUCAA
Pleuronectes platessa (European plaice) is the source of this 3139-nucleotide messenger RNA. RefSeq names its product N-acetyllactosaminide beta-1,3-N-acetylglucosaminyltransferase 3. Gene Ontology annotation, molecular function: hexosyltransferase activity. Lineage: Eukaryota; Metazoa; Chordata; Actinopteri; Pleuronectiformes; Pleuronectidae. The record is from RefSeq and is a predicted model, not a curated record. Bases 326 to 1468 code for a protein of 380 amino acids. The transcript has 3 exons. Gene Ontology annotation, cellular component: membrane.